This is a messenger RNA of Closterium sp. NIES-67, 1747 nucleotides long. The record is from the annotation of a GenBank genome assembly. Lineage: Eukaryota; Viridiplantae; Streptophyta; Zygnematophyceae; Desmidiales; Closteriaceae.
UACCAGGGGCAGCAACCCACCUGCCUGCCCCUACACUGCCCCUUCCAGCAUACGUCCCCUCUGUCUGGCCGCCCCCCCUCGUAGCCUCGCAUUUGACCACUUGCUAUCACAGCCGAUACGCGAGCUCAAACACGGGUUUCAUGGACGGCCAGUGACCGGCCACGCACCUCGAUUCCUCGUGUUCGGAUACAGCCGAAACCUGUGGUUCAAUCCAUCACCUUGAUUUCCCGAGGUACUCAGUGGUCUAUUGAGGUUCGCGUAUUCUCCGACCUUACUUCUUCUCGAGGCCACUCUCUAAACCUCUCGGAAGUAGAUUGCCGUUAUGGCAACUCCCCCCGGCUCCCCUCUCACCCACCCCGCCACCUCCCCCAUCCGCGAAGCCCCGUUUUCUUCCGCCCACCUGUCCUUCGGGGCGCAGCCGCCCCAGACCGCCCUGCCACUAUGCGCAGAGUUGUCUUCCCCCUUCGCCGCAGGAACGUUCCCCGGCUCGCCAGACCCCGCACCGCCUGAGCCUCUAGUAUUGCCAUCAGCGACAGCGGACCCUGCAAACUUCCAGUUUGCUCCUCCAAAGCUUGCCGUCUCCCCCACCUCCCCCUCUCCAUCCUCUCCACUCACCUCCGUGGUCCCUCCUCCCUUACCCCCUCUCUCUCCUGCAUUAAUGCAAGGCUCCGUUUUCUCCUCAACCCCACUCACCACCACCGGCGCUGCUGCUGCCCCUGUCUUUCCUUCCGCUCCUUCUGACACUGCUCUUGUAACCCCCAGCGUUGCUUCUGCCGGUAUUCCUGUUUCAAGCAACGGCAGCGUCUUUACCCCCAUAGCUGCUGCUGCUGCUGCUGCUGCUGCUGCUCCUACCUCUCCCUUCCUCCCCCAAGGCACAAGCCUAAUGGACACCACGAGCUCCGCAUCCCCACCAGCACCACUGCCACCAAUGGCGCAGCUCUCCGCACAGCAAGCAGACAAUGCGAAGGCCAUUGUGCUCUACUCCCCUCCGGCCAUCCCUGCACUGGCCACCCUGGCCGCUGGCACUGGAAUCGGGGCUGGCAUUGGCAUGGGCGGUGGUGCUGGAGCUGGGAGAAGCGCGGAGAGGGAAGCCGUGGCAGCAGCAACGGCGCUUGCAGCACGGGCAGCGGUGCAGCAGUGGCCGGUGGAGAAGCUGAAGGUGGCAUGGAUGGGGGCCAGCCCCAUGGAGAGACGGGUGCUUGGCGGCAUGAUGAGCGCUCUGCUGCAGGGCCAGCCCAUUCAGAUUCUAGGAGGGAGCAAGCUGCUGGAAGCCCUUCAGCUGCGUCCACCUGCCGACGUUGGCAGUGGGCAGGAAGCAGCCGCAGAGGCAGAGGCAGAGGCGCAGGCAGAGGCAGGAGAGGAGGUGGAGGUGGAGGAUGAGGUGGAGCAGGCAGAGCAGCAAGCUGACUCGCUCAUGGCAACAGCAGAUGGCAUGAGUAUGGAGCAGCAGGCAGUGAGCAGCAAUGCGCUUGAGGGAAGUACUGGGGAGGACGUGGAGAUGGCAGAGUAGGGCACAGCACAGAGUUAGGUGGCAUCAAAGCACACCACAGUUACGAUUGUCAGCUGCUAGAGUCUGGCUGCUCGUACAAUCCUCGUUGCAGCCGUGUCCAUUCUUGUGUUGGGAUGGGAUAUUACCAGGCAGGCACACUCCUGGUACCGAUAUUUGGCAGAGUGCUGCAUAAGGGUUAUUCGUUCCUGCUGCUAGCACACUUCUGGUGUGCUACAGCCAUAAACCCUUGGAGCAGCC